GCGUAAGUACGUAAAUACAUGAUUUUACAUAUCGUAUGUCAGCAUGUUUUAGACAAUAAGCGUAAAGCACAAACAAAACUAUAUUUCCUACGUUGUGAUAGUGGCACAAAGAAUUCAGAGAGUGUUGAAGAUGGAUAGUAGCAUGCCUUAAUGAAGUCCAUUCAAGUUCCAGUCAUUCAAAGUUGUACUUUACUAUCGAGGCAACGGAUACUUUUUAGGUUAUCAGCAAAAACUGUUUAUCUUCAAUAAAAUGCAUAAAUUUAUAUUUAUAUUAGGUGUUAUAUGUGUUGCUGCAGUAGCUCAGGAAAUCUCCAAUGAGCCUGAAGUCUCAGAGGUAGCUUUAGAGUCAGAAGUUGAGACGAUUGUAACUGAAAGUCUUGUACCAGAAGAAGAGGAAAAUAAUAAGACAGUAGUAGAUGAAAAUGGACAGAAUCUUGUAACCGUAUCAAGCGAGAUGGAUGAGGGGAAAGCAAAUGCCACGACUAAGUCAGAAACUCAAAGUGCCAUUAAAGUGAACUGUCUGAUGAACAAGGAAUAUGGGCCAGUUGAGUUGGUAAAUGCUAGCCGACUAAUGGAAUUAUUAAUUCUCGAGCCUGGGCCAGGCAAUAAAACUAGAACAGCAAAGGAAGGAAGACAAGUGCCCGGUACUUGUAUACUUGUACUUUUUUAUGCUAGUUGGUGCAUUUUCAGCAGCCAAACAGCACCCCAUUUCAAUGCUAUGGCUAGAUUUUUUCCAAACAUGAAAAUGGUCGCUAUUGAUGCCAUCAAAUAUCAAAGUUUCAAUACACAAUAUGGUAUUGUUGGCGUUCCAACAUUGAUGCUUAUACACAAUGGCAAACCAAUAUCAAAGUUCAAUGGUACUGAGUAUAAUGUAGUUAAAUUUGCUAGAUUCAUCAUAUAUUUGACAAAUCUUCCACUGGGUCCAGCUGAGCAACUCUAUGUUAAAUCUACGGAUUAUGCAGGCCCUGUUCCAAGUACGCCUUCGGAUGAGACUGAUUAUUUUCUCAUAUUUUCAUGGACAUUUAUAGUUGCAUGUUCGUUGUACUUCACGUCAAAGAGUCGAUGGUGGCGGCAGUUUGUUGAGUUAGUGCAAAAUACAUGGCGUGAAAGUGCAGCUCAACAUGAACACGCCGAUUAGAUCAGACCUUUAUCUAAGAAUCCAAAUAGUGUAUGAUAUGAUAAUUGGUGUAACGCUUAGAAGAUUAUCCAACUAGUUCUGCAGAAGGGGAGGGAGGGAGGGAACAUUUCUAAGAUUUCAAGAUCAUCUGCAAUACAAUAUUUAUUAUUAUCUAUGUAUUGAUACGUUUCUUUAAAAUGAGAUUGGUUAUA
Athalia rosae (coleseed sawfly) is the source of this 1329-nucleotide messenger RNA. RefSeq names its product thioredoxin domain-containing protein 15 (gene bug). Gene Ontology annotation, cellular component: cilium. NCBI's taxonomy places the organism in Eukaryota, Metazoa, Arthropoda, Insecta, Hymenoptera, Athaliidae. The transcript has 4 exons. Gene Ontology annotation, biological process: cilium assembly. The record is from RefSeq and is a predicted model, not a curated record. Bases 251 to 1138 code for a protein of 295 amino acids.